Molecule: messenger RNA, 7356 nt
Organism: Syngnathoides biaculeatus (alligator pipefish)
Lineage: Eukaryota; Metazoa; Chordata; Actinopteri; Syngnathiformes; Syngnathidae
Gene: pitpnm3
Product: PITPNM family member 3
Exons: 18
Coding region: 944-3646 (900 amino acids)
Biological process (GO): phospholipid transport
Cellular component (GO): cytoplasm
Molecular function (GO): phosphatidylinositol transfer activity; metal ion binding; phosphatidylinositol binding
Source: RefSeq, a predicted model, not a curated record
CCCCCCCAAUAUCCUACUGGUGUGCAGGCCAAUUUUUCUCCUUCCUGCCCCUUCAAAGCGCUUUGCCAUACUUCCUGCUUUUCAUUCCGUGUUGUCAGCCUCACCGGAAUAAAAAUGGGGGGGGGGGGGAAAGUCCUGAGCAUCAGCUUCAUCCAUCCAUGCAAAUUUUUUGGUCUAUCGUGAGAGGAAGCGCGCGCGCGCACACACCCACACACACAAGUCUCAAGGUCUUUUUGUGGGAAAUGAACAGGCUUGCUUGAAAGUGGGAAUCGUUCCGUGUGAAUUUAGACCAACGUCCCCUUUGCUCAAACCGGCAAAAUGCCACAAAGCAGUUGGAUUGCGUUGUUGACAAUUUAAUCGCACACACGCGACCAUGCUACACAAAUGUGAUGAAAUAAUAAACACGAAAUAGAAGUUCAAAGACAGAGUAAAACGGCAAAUAGUCGUUGAACGAAUGUUCCAGAAAUGUCCAAAGACGCGGCUGCGAAGUAUGUCCCAAAGCAGCCCCGUUGACGGGCUUUCUCGUCCUUAUGUGGGCCCUCCUUGGAACGUUCCAGAAUUCCGCAUCACAAAAGAUCGGCGUCAUAACAACUUCAAAGCACGAGAGGAAAAUAAAGAAGAAACGCACACGUGACACGAUUUCUGAGCAGGUCCGAGCGUUGGGACUUUGACUGACUCGCCGCACUCCAACCGGAUUGUUUACGACGAGAGGAAUCGGGAAAUGGACCCGCCCGGUGAACGGAGAGUUGUCCGUUUUGCUUUCAAGAGGCGCAUUCCAAGACGUCCCAACUUUAGCCUCUGACCGGUCAAGCGAACCGUUGGGUUUGUUGCAGAAAUAACGGACGUACGUAAGUCGUCUUUCUUCUGAUGAGGAGGACGUGAGGGACGGACGGCCCAGUUCCAGUCUCCAAACGGGUUCUGAACCAGCCUCUCACCAGAUGUGAUGGAGGGGAAGAACGCCAUGCUCCUGGGCAUGAGUCAGUGGAACUCCAACGACCUGGUGGAGCAGAUUGAGACUCUGGGACACAUGGACCCGUCUCACGAGGUCCUCUACCAGCUGGGCGAUCCACGCUGCGCCCCCCGAGGCAGCACGGAAGGACCGGAGGACGGCGAGAACAGGAAAUGCCGGACGCGCGUGCUGCUGCUGGUGGUACACGGGGGCAACAUUUUGGACACGGCGGGGGGCGACCCGAGCGCCAAGGCGGGCGACGUGGCCACGCUGGCCUCGGUGCUGGACAAGGUGACGCGGGCCCACUUCCAGGCUGCCGCCGAGCACGUGACGAUCAAGCUGGUGCCGUGCCCGGCCGUGUGCGCCGAGGCCUUCUCGCUGGUGUCCAACCUGAACCCGUACAGCUACGACGAGAGCUGCGUGUCCAGCAGCGUGGACCACCUGCCGCUGGCCGCCCUGCCGCUGCUCGCCAUCGUGUCGCCGCGCUACCAGGACGCCGUCGCCACCGUCAUCGCCCGCGCCAACAAAGUCUACCGACACUUCCUGCAGUCCGACGACGGCCGGGGCUUCUCGGGACAGGUUUGCCUGAUGGGCGACUGCGUGGGCGGCGUGUUGUGCUUCGAUGCGUUGUGCUUCAGCAACCAGCAAAGAGCUGCCAGCCCAAACAACACCAGCAACAGCACUGAGAGCCUGAAGGAAAACUCGGGCCUGCUCGGAGAGUCCAGUCCCGGUUUGAGCUCCAGCAAAAGGCUCAGUAAGAGCAACAUCGACAUCUCGGCCCCCGCCGAAGGCCGCUCCCAGGGGGCCCCGCCCCUCAGCCGCAAGCAGAGCGACUCGUACGACGGCGACGCGUCGUCCUCUGGCCAGCACGUCUUCUUCUCCAGCCUGAUGAAGGAGAGCUCGGAGGUGCGCAGGAGCAGUAACGGCAGCCCGAGUCUGCUGCUGAAUCCCGGACGCUUCGACUUCGACGUGUCGGACUGCUUCCUGCUGGGCUGCCCCCUGGGUCUGGUUCUCGCCAUGCGUCGGACCGUGCUGCCCGCCGUCCAGGUGCAUCAGCUGCAUCCGGCCUGCUCUCAGAUCUUCAACCUGUUCUUCCCGUCGGACCCUUCGGCCUCCAGGCUGGAGCCCCUGCUGCAGCCCCCCUUCCACAAGCUGCCCCCCUUCGCCGUGCCGCGCUAUCAACGCCACCCGCUGGGCGACGGACGCUCUUUGGUCGUAGGCGAGAGCGUCCAGGGCCAUCCGGACGUGUUUCUGGAGGGCGAUCAGACCCCCGCGGAUCUCCGGUCUUCCUCCCGGGAAAGAGCUCGGCGGGCCAGCGUCACCAGCGUGGAGAGCCAAAUGUCCGUCGGCUCCGUCGGCCAUCAGCUGGGCGACGCCGUCGCAAACGUUUCCGGCGGCUGGUGGGGCUCCAAGAGGCUGGACUAUUCCCUCUACUGCCCUGACGUUCUGACCGCCUUCCCCACGGUGGCGCUGCCGCACCUUUUUCACGCCUCCUACUGGGAGUCCACCGACGUCGCUGCGUUUGUCCUCCGACAGCUCAUGCGCUGCGACUUUGUGAAGACGCAAGAGGCCGACAAUCUGGACUCGGCCCCCUUCUCGCCCUCCAGCCCCCGAGAAAAGUGGCUGAGGCGGAGGACGCACGUCAAGCUGAGGAACGUCACCGCCAACCACCGAGUGAACGACGUCAUCGCCACGGAGGACGGACCCCAGACGCUGGUCGGCCGCUUCAUGUACGGCCCCUUGGACAUGGUGACGCUAACGGGAGAGAAGGUGGACGUCCUGCUGAUGACGCAGCCCCAGUCGGGACGUUGGGUCCACUUCGACACGGAGGUGACCAACGGCAACGGGCGGGUGACCUACACCGUCCCCGGCGACAAGAAACUGGGCCUCGGAGUCUAUCCUGUCAAGAUGGUGGUCAAGGGCGAUCAAACAUCUGCCGAGGCCUACCUGACGGUGUUGCCCCGCGGCAUGGAGUGCGUGGUCUUCAGCAUCGACGGCUCUUUCGCCGCCAGCGUCUCGAUCAUGGGCAGCGACCCCAAAGUCCGCGCGGGAGCCGUGGACGUCGUCAGGCACUGGCAGGACCUGGGCUACCUGAUCAUCUACAUCACGGGUCGUCCCGACAUGCAGAAGCAGCGCGUGGUGUCCUGGCUGUCGCAGCACAACUUUCCUCACGGCAUGAUCUUCUUCUCCGAGGGUCUGGUUCACGACCCGCUGCGGCAGAAGACCAUCUUCCUCCGGAACCUCGUCCACGAGUGUCACAUCAAGAUCAACUCCGCUUACGGAUCCAUGAAAGACAUCUCGGUUUACAACAUGCUCGGCCUCGGACCGGCGCAGAUCCACAUCGUGGGCCGACCUUCCAAGAAGUACCAGAACCAGUGCCAGUUCUUGAGCGACGGCUACGCGGCGCACCUCUCGGCCCUGCAGUUCGGCCACCGGGCUCGACCCAAGAAGUCGCCCUCGGUCCGCGUGGUCCUCAGGAAAGGCUCCUUCGGGCUCACCGCCAAGCCGGACUUCCUGUGCAAGCGCACCCACCUGCGCAGGACCAUGUCGGUCCAGCAGCCCGACCCGCCCUGCGCGCCCAACCCCAAGCCCGAGCGGGCCCAGAGCCAGCCGGAGUCGGACAAGGACCACGGCGGAGGAGGCGGGCAAGGCGCGUGGGUCCGGGGCGUCAUGCAUCGCGGGGACACCACCCCCUGACGCCGGAGGAGGACGGGCUGAGGUCAGGUCGGAACCCGUCGCACUCUUCAAAUCCUCGUCAUGCGCGUGCGCCGCCGUCACAAUUGAAUGAGAUCCGAAAUUGACUUUCUCGUAUUGGAUUUAUUGUUAUUAUUAUUAUUUUUUUUGGGGGGGGGGAUUGAAUUGAGCUCACGACGGCCGUCUCCCCUGGCAACAUGAAAUGUGGGCUUCGCUCACCAGGAAGCAAAAGAGUCUGGAGAUGAAAACGACGCUCCAAAAGGCAGAAGAAGUGGGGGGGGGGGGGGGGGGGGGGGGCUUAUUUUGCCUUCAAAGAGCCGCUUGAGGAUCAUUUGGCCCGGUUCGAAGAGUUCUGCUCCAGGCCAUUCUCUGCGUUUCUUACCCAAUUGAAACUAAAUAGCGCGAAAUUUACGUGUUGACAGAGCGUGACAACAAGGUUUAAGGGAAAAGGGUUCAAUAAAAAUGUACAGCACAUCGCAUUUAAAUCAAAUAUAGCUUAAUAAAGGGUUUGGAAAGCAACAGAUUAAACGUACAGACGGAACUGAAGUGCGCUUUUUUUUUUUUUUUUUUUUAAGUUUUAGUUUUGUUCGCUCACGGAGAGCGAGCGCUAAACGCGUCACGCUUUUUUUGAGACUCGUUGAAUCGACAGCAAGCGUUCCCGGUCCGAGUUCUGGCGCCAACCGGACCACGAGAACAGAGGCCUAACCCUGAAGCAGAAUUUAGAGGAAAAGCGCGGCCGAGGUUGAACGGACUCGUCGGUUUGUGCGACCGAGCCGACGACGACGACGGACAAAAGUGCCGCAGAUGCUAUUAUUAGCCGCGGCGGCGCCUCCGGAGGCCGCCGGAAUGGAAAUGCGCUCAUGAUUAUGUAAGAGCCGAUCCGCUCGUUUCCAGAUCCGGAGACGACGACUGCGACUGCGACUGCGGGGCCCGCGGGAGCAAAUCGCGCUGACGCCGCCGCGCACAUUAAUCACAACUUUGCCGCCCAUGUGACAGGCUUCAUUAACUCUCGCUCAUAUUUGCAGCUUCCUAACUGCCCCCCCCCCCCACUCCCCCCUUUUUUUUGCCUCAACUUAUUCAACACAUGAGGAUGCAAGCUUGACAAGGAGCCUCAUUUCGACUCAUCUGCCGAACAUUCCGCUUGGCUUUGGCCCAAAUGUUGACCCCCCCCCCCCCCGCCACCCUCGUGGCUCCGCUUCGCAGUUCCGAGAUGCGAGGUUCGAGUCUCACGUCGGGCCUUUCCCGGGCGGGGUUUGUCGAUAUGCGCCUCGCGAUUGGUCGGCUGCCGGUCCGGGGUACGCCCCGCCUUCAAAGUCAGCCCAAAAAAUGGAUGCGUGACAUGAUUUCAUAUGAGGAGGGAGGGGCUUUAUUAUUUAUUUGUUAGUUAAAUCUUAAUUUAUUUCAGAUGUUUUUAAUUUGUAUUUUUUUUCCUUUUAAGAAGUAGUACCUUUUUGAUUUUGAUUUUUCAAUUUGGUAUUUUUGAGCUCGCAGUGCGAAUAAGAGGCAAAUAAAAUGAGUGGAUGGAUAUUUAAGGACGUGAAGAAACGGCUCCAAGCGGGGUGGAACCGUUGGCGGAAGGUGUCUGGUGUCUUAUGUGACAGAAGAGAAGGGCAAAGUUUAUCAAACAGCGGUGACUAAAACGGCCAUGAUGGAUGGAUUAGAGACCAAACAACAGGAAACAGAACUGGAGGUAGCGGAAAUGAAGAUGUCGAGGCUCUCGGUUGGAAAGGAUGAGAAAUGAGCUCCUGAGAGGGAAGGAGAGCCAAAGUUGGAGGUUUUGGAGACGAGGUUCCAUCCAGGGACCAGACUUCCACGCUUUGGACAUGUCCGGAGGGGAGAGAGCGAGAGAGAGCAAAUUGGUCGGAGGAUGGGAAGGAUGGAGCUGCCAAGGAAGAGAGACCAAAGAAAAGCUUGACCGAUGUUGUGAGGGAGGACGCGAGGACGGUGGAAGAUGCGCCAGAUGGGCUUGGGUGGAAAAUGAUGACACGCUGUGGCCACCCCCAACGGGACAAGAAGAAGAAGAAGAUGGAUAUUUAUUUCAAUUCAUAAAUGAAGAGAAUAAAAAUCAGGUGAUGCUCAUCAGCUGAUGAUUGGUAGAAAACGUGAGGCGACGUUAGCAUUGGAAGUGGCCAAAAGAAGCCAGGCGACUUUCGUAUUUCGUAUUUCAAAGAAGAAAAAAAAAGCAACAAGCAAACGUCUUUGUGGGGUUUUUUUUGCUUUUUGCUUUUGUUGCGCGUUUAGCACGCAGGCCACAAACGACGUCUUUAUUCGCCGCCCACGACGGGACUUUUGUGGAGCAGCAAUCGUUCCCCCGUGCAAAAAGGGACCACAAAAAAUCCCAACUGGAUUUGUCGAAAAGUGACUUUGAUUGUCGUGUGAACGCUGAAAGACGAGCCCGAAAAAUGGUUUUCGUCGUUCUUGUCCAAAGUGAAUUCCGAUUGUCUAACAGUGAAUUACGAGACAACAACAAAUUGCAAUUUCAUUUUGCACACGAUAGUUUUGAGAUUGGUUGACGACCAGUUCGGGGUGUAGCCUGCCUUUUUUUUUGGGGGGGGGGGGUGACAUUCAGUAUUUACAUGCAAUUUCUGCUGCUCCCCCCCCCCACCCCCCGGCAAUCCUCCCCAGUUCUUGCCGUAGAUUAGUAGCUAUUGGCACACGUGUGAGGAGUCGGUGGACGCGCUCGGGGUCCGAUGGAGGCUGCCCGUGUGCACGUGCGACCGCUCUGUGCAAACUUCUAUUUUUAUGAGCAAAUUUUGUAAAUAAAUGGAAAAAUAUUUUCAUCGUCUUUGGGGACCUCGAUUUACGUCUCACUCCACGUGUGUGUACUUUGCCUUAAGUUGUACUCAAUGUUCUUUUUUGACCAAAGUAUUUACACUGCUGUGCAAAAUGUAUUUUAUAGUUGCGUGUGCGUGUCUGCGUGUGUUGCUGCUCCUUUUAUAGUUUUGAAGUAGAUUUUUGAGUGAGCAGCUUGUGAGGUGUUAUGUGAAUUCAAAUUUAAAAAAAAACCAACAAAAAACAAAGGGCAAAGAAGAUAUCAUCUUUCCCCUGGUGUAGAUGCUGCUGUUAGCUUUAGUGAUUCGCUCUUGAAUUUGUGUACGAACGCGACUCCCGGCGGUCUCAUUGCAUCAAUUAGUGUUGCGUGUACAAUAAUGCAUAAAUGCUUGUAAUUGAAUGUACACAAUGUUUCAAAAAAAAAAAAAACAAAAGUGGCAAAAUGUAACAACAGUCACAACAUUAAAUGGUGCGUUUCAUUUGGGGGGGGGGGGGGAUUUUGUGGUGGAAAAAUUCCCAAAUUUUCAGUUUGAGCGCUUUCAUUCUUGCUAAAAGAGAAAAAAAUAUACAAAAUGUAUUUCGACAGGCUGAGUCUGAAGACCUUGUUAUGGUUGCUGGACGCUUCAUUAGGUACACCUGCACAAUCUGAUGAGGUCAACACAAAAAUGCUUUUUGUAACUGUAAAUAAAUGCAAUUUUUUUCAAAUCAUUCAUUCAUGACAUUGUGCAAGUGUAACUUUUAUUGUAAAUGUACACUGUGCUGUAUUUACAAAUGUUAUUGAUGCUAUAUUACUUUUCCCCCCUUCAUAUUGACACUUUUUUUUUGGGGCACAGUAACUGAUUGUUUUGUACAGAGAAAUUGCCGUGAUGGUGAACAUAUUGCGUGUUUGUUUAUGGUUAUUGCAGAAAUGAAUUGCGAAUAAAGCUAUUGAAGGGUUUUGA